Messenger RNA from Epinephelus lanceolatus (giant grouper), 3297 nucleotides. The record is from RefSeq and is a predicted model, not a curated record. NCBI's taxonomy places the organism in Eukaryota, Metazoa, Chordata, Actinopteri, Perciformes, Serranidae.
CGUCGGCUACCAGGAAAAAUAGUUGGCUAAGCUUAUCUUCACAGAUGGCAGUUAGGAUAGGGAACUGCGUUGUAUUGUAGUGCGAAAUAUUAAAACGCUAACAGUAUUCAUGAAUUUAUUAACAUAAUUCUUCAUACGGGGUCCGUAUAUUCAUUUUUUAACACAUAAAGCCGCGUUUUACUCGAGUUUAGGUGCAUUAAAUGGAGGAAAAGAAGGAAGACGGAGACUCGGAGAUACAGGAACACGGACCCGAGCACUGGUUCUCAAAAUGGGAGCGGCAGUGCUUGGCCGAAGCGGAGCAAAGGGAGCCGAGCGAGGAGGAGGCCGACAACGAUCAAGAAAAACUGUGGCAUCUCUUCCAGAACUCCGCCACUGCUGUGGCACAGUUAUACAAAGACAGAGUAUGCCAUCAGCAGGGCCUGUCAUUGUGGGUGCCAUUUCAGAACUCUGCAACAGCCCUUACCAACCUCUACAAAGAGAGUGCUGAAGCCCAUCAGAGAAGCUUUGAUCGGGGCAUCCAGAUAGGCCACCAGCGCCGUAAUAGGGACAUGUUGGCCUGGGUGAAAAAGCGCCGGAGAACCAUCCGCAGGGAGGAUCUUAUCAGCUUUCUAUGUGGCAAAGCACCACCACACAGGAGUAGCAGGGCUAACCCUCGGCUGACUAUGGUGGCCCCCAGCCGGGCUAAUUCACCAGCGGAGACUGGCUCAUCUGUGGAAGCAGACCUCCAGCCCUUCAGGGAGGCCAUAGCACUGCAUGGUCUGAGUGGAGCCAUGGCGAGUAUCAGUGUGCGCUCCGGUGCUCCAGGGUCUCCCACACAUGUGAGUGGGAGCAGCAGUAAUGGAGGUGGUGCUGGUGUAGGUGGAUCUUCUGGCUCGGGGCCGGUGUGCCGCAGCAGGCGCAACGGGCUCCAAGACGUCGACCUGAACACUUUCAUCUCGGAAGAGAUGGCACUGCAUCUGGACUCUACAGGCUCUGCCUCUGCUGGAGGGGGAGGAACCAGGAAACGAAACUCCACCCAGUGCAGUGAUGUCAUCACAGACUCCCCUACACACAAACGCAACAGGAUGAUCUGAUCUGCCGCCUGCCUAUGUGUGUGUGAGGGGGUGAGGGAAAAGCCUUCAACGCCAAGGCGAGGAGAGGGGGGAUGGAUGGGCUUAUGUGGGACAGAUGGACAGAUCCCUGGCUGUGCAAAAGAACGUGGGCUGAAAAUGAAAACAGGGACUGAAGGUCUCAGUUCGGUCCAUUUAGAUGUUGAAUGAAUUCUCUUCCUUGUCUCCAUUCCUCACAACAUUACUACAAAUCACUGAUCUGCAAUCAGAACGUUGAUGGGUGUGUGUGUGUGACUGGGAGGUCUGGACGACACCACACACUCCUCAGACAUUGCUGCCCCGGAAAGGAGACAACGAAGGAACUCAUUCUGGGGUCGCAGACCAUUCUCGAAGGGGUGAAAAUGCACCUUGUGCUACUUGACAAGUAAAAGCCACUUGAUCCUUGACACAUUUGUGCCCUUCCCUCCCUUAACCUCACUCAUCCUCACCCACCACCUUAAUAAGGAAGUGAGGGCCAUGAUCAAAUCGUCUCACUCAGCGAAUCAAGUUGCUCGCCAAAUGUCCGACCUGACUCUGUCAGAGACUCACCUCUGCGUCAAACAACCACCUGUUCUAUCUGUUAAUUUAUCAUCGCAGCUCUCAGUUGACAUUGCCUGUCAGUGGCGGAGCUAAAAUCACCCAGUAGGAGCACAUCUGUGACGUCAUCCUGCUUCACUUGCCGCUUGUAACCAGUUACACAUCUCUGGCUACUAGGUUGAUGGCAUGUAACUUUAUUCUUUGCUAAUACUCUGCUUCAACAGUGGCUUGAUUUAGUUCAGCCAGACACCCUUUUUGUUUUUAAGUUCAACCACCAGUGUUAAAUUCUAGGUUUGUUGCCACUGUUUGCAGCAGUGAUAGCCAAGUUAAUUUUGCGUUCUUUCUCCACCUUGUUUUUUCUUUUUGUUGAGGAUAAAGGAAAGGAAUUUUUUUUUCUUUGUGUAUACAGCUUGUCAGACAGCCCGUUUGCUGACUGCGACGCCCUCUCCCCCUUUUACCCUAGUCUUAUUACGAAAGCAGCUGCUGUUUUAUGUGAUCUUGUGAUUAUUCUGAUGAGUUGCAAUAAGGAUUUUUGCACUUAGCUUUCACCUCUAACUCAUGCAAACAAAUCGGCUCUUCCAUUGUAUCCCAGUUGUAGCCUCAUCAAGCCCUCGACAGGCCUGCUUGUGGUCACUCCACGCAUUAUUUACCGGUUGGUGCUUAGAAAAAAGUUGGAAACAGGGCCGUCACGCACACCUCUGGUUCCAGCAACUCUUCAAAAGUGUUUGAUAAAGUUGUGGAGCAUUCCUGCGUGUGGGCUCAGCUCGUAUUCAAAAACUCAAGAGUCAUUUCCUGUCAGACAGAUGAUUUAUUGGAAGAUAAUUGGUGCUGUAAAGAAAGCGUGAAUCACAGAGAUGUUUACAAAGGUAGCAUUUCUCAACAGACCCGCCAAGCAUGCCAGCCAGUGCACAUGAAGAACUGGAUUAUUUGGUUGAGUGUGAGAUUGGGGUGUUGGGACACUGUCUGCUUUUUGUAUAAGGGGCGUGUGCAUUAAUAAGACGUGGAUGGGUUUGAUUUUACUUGGUACAGGAUGAUGCAACUCGGAGCUUGUUUCGUUCUUGAAAUGGUCAUUGCCUUCCAUCCUUAUGGAACGGAGAGGAGACACUGAUAUCACGAGUCAGAAAUUUGGGUUUAUUUAGCAGUUUGUAAAGUAAUAUAAACUGAUGUUAGUGUCGUAAUGAAAGAUUAUUGGAGUUAAAUUGUAAUAAACUCGUUGGUAUAUGCUUUGAUUUAGCAUAGGAAGCUAACAAAGUGUAAAUUAUAAAAAGAAAAUCUUGAGUUGUCUAGUUAUCAAAUCAAUUCUAUAUAUUCUCAGUGAUGCCCUGCCAUAGUAAGUUGUCAGUGAGGCGUAAACACCUCAACUUAACCUGUUAAUACCCGCUGUCGCUGACUUGUAAGAUGUCAAUGUUUCCUGCUCUGUUUUUCCUCCUUUCUGUUGACCUGUUCACUCCCCUUCACCUUUACGACCUGGAAAGUGGGUUUUCUUUAGUUGUAUAAAGCAUGCCAGUUUUUAACUUCUGUUACAGUUUGGUCACAGAUUUCAUUUUUGCGUUAUAGGUUUGCUUUUAUAUUCAUACAUGAUUGCUGGCUUGUCAGUGAGAAGAAAAGAACCAGGCUGAGAUUUGUUUCUUCUGUCUAAAAAAAAAAUAAUAAAGUGUUCUGUGUUUUAGGA